Messenger RNA from Trametes versicolor FP-101664 SS1, 1585 nucleotides. RefSeq names its product MFS general substrate transporter. Gene Ontology annotation, molecular function: dipeptide transmembrane transporter activity; allantoate transmembrane transporter activity. Gene Ontology annotation, biological process: tripeptide transport; transmembrane transport; dipeptide transport. Gene Ontology annotation, cellular component: plasma membrane. NCBI's taxonomy places the organism in Eukaryota, Fungi, Basidiomycota, Agaricomycetes, Polyporales, Polyporaceae. The coding region runs from base 47 to 1585 and encodes 512 amino acids. The transcript has 2 exons. The record is from RefSeq and is a predicted model, not a curated record.
CGACCACGACCACGACCACGCCAAACACGACGAGGACGACAGCGACAUGGCAUCAUCCCCCUCUGAGAAGAUUGCGGUCAGCGAGCUCGAGGCGAGCCGCAAUGGCGUCGAUGGCGACCUGGCUAAGCGGGUGCUGCGAAAGAUCGAUCUGAGGAUCAUCCCGUUGCUGUUUGUGACUUACAUGCUCAACUUCAUGGACAAGACGAUCCUAUCCAGCGCGUCUGUCUUUGGUCUCCGAGAUGACACGGGUCUAGUCGGCCAGGACUACAGCUGGGUGUCGUCCAUCUUCUACUUCGGCUACUUCGCAUGGGCAUACCCCACUACCCUGCUCAUCGCCCGGCUCCCGGUGGCCCGGUACAUGACCGUCAACACCUUCAUCUGGGGUGCCGUCGUCGCCCUCACCGCCGCUUGCUCCAACUACGGCGGCCUCCUCGCCGUGCGCUUCCUCCUCGGCGUCGCCGAGGCCACCAUCACGCCGGCCUUCAUGUUCAUGACCACCAGCUGGUACACCCGCGACGAGAUCCCCUUCCGCACGGGAAUCUGGUUCUCCGGAAAUUCCAUCGGCGGCCUCGUCGCGUCGCUGUUCGCCUUUGGCGUCGGCCACAUCAGCCUCACCGACAGCGUCGGCCCGUGGAGGUGGAUGUACAUCAUCCUCGGACUCGCGACGUUCCUAUGGGGCGCCGUCCUGUGGUUCGCGCUCCCCGACAGCGUGUCCUCCGCCAAGUUCCUCACCCUUGAGGAACGGCAGUGCGCGACGGCCCGCAUCAUCGUCUCCGGCACGGGGCGCACGGAGAAGACGACGUGGAACUGGGCGCAGGUGCGCGAGUGCCUGAUCGACCCCAAGACGUGGUUCAUCUUCGGGCUCGAGCUGGUCACGCAGAUCCCGAACGGUGGGACGCAGAACUUCUCGAACCUCGUCAUCAGGUCGUUUGGCUUCACGAGCCUCCAGAGCACCCUCAUCAACAUCCCGUACUCUCUCCUCGCGGGCGGCUUCAUCAUGCUCACGGGCUGGCUCGCCGGCCGCUUCCGCCGCGCGAACUGCCUCCUCAUCGUCUGCGCAGUCGUCCCCUGCGUCGUCGGCUCCGCGCUCAUCUACUCGCGCAACCGCCCCGGCAUCUCCCAUGGCGUCCAGCUAUUCGGAUAUUUCCUCCUCAGCACGGGGUCCGCCGCCAUGCCGCUCGCGCUCUCCCUUGUGCAGGCCAACUACCGCGGCGUGACGAAGAAGAUGACGGUCACGGCGAUGCUCUUCCUCGCCUACUGCGCGGGCAACAUCGCGGGGCCGCAGCUGUUCAAAACGACCGAGGCGCCGACGUACAAUACCGCCUUCCGCGCGAUCAUGAUCUGCUACUCGCUCGCUAUCGGCCUGGCGGUGGGCCUGAGGACGUACCUGGGGUGGGUCAACGCCAGGAGAGCGAAGGAGGAGGGCUUCGAGGGCAGCGCAGGUGCUUCUGGUACCGUUGGCGAAGGGAAGGUCGUAGACGUGGCCGAUACCGGUGCUGGUGCGGUGAACGAUGUCGAGCUGAAAGGUCGAGACUACGAGGACCUCACGGAUUGGCAAACUCCUGGGUUUAGGUAUCGUCUAUAA